ACCCUGUCCGGUCAGGUAGUCGGUGUUGAGCAGGACGUGACACCGACCCCCGUGGAUGUGGACGCGGCAGUGUUGCUGCUGGGAGCGGGAGUCACCGCGGUCACACACCCGCUGCUCUACGUGAAGCUGCUAAUACAGGUAACGUUAGCUGGUGUGGGUUAGCUAGCGUUAGCUAACAGCAACCGUAAUAUGGUAACGUUAUCAAAACGCCGCUGCUGCGCUGUUUCCAUGUAACGUUACUCCUUAGCGACCGACGGCAGCCGGCUCGCUGGUCGUUACCGUCCACCCACCGUCCACCCACCGUCCUUUCCCACUCAGAAGAGCCCCACUGCAGUCAGGGUGUUCUUCCGGUAACAGGAGGUGCAGUACGGCAAAGAACCGCUCCUCGUCCGGUGCAGUGAGGUUUAGAAACAUUAAUAUAACGUUAGAUAAUUGUUCAUUUGCAAAUAUGUCAAACAUGUUCUCAGUUAUGACUGUCUCUUUCUAGAGUUGGGUAAGCUGCAGGAACUGAGAAUCACAUUCCAGCUCAAGUUUAAUGAUAUUGUAAGUGAGUGCAUUAUAACAGAUAUAUACUUCUCCCUGUUUAAAUGUCCUCAGAUGUUCUCAGAGGGCUGAGGUCAGGUGACUGCAGGGAAAUCCAUUUCCUUCAACAUCAAACCGUUGUGGAAGAGCUUUGAUGGUGGGUCACGAACCUCUUCCUCCAACUGUGGGCUCAACUAUGUUUGGACGUAGAGUCUUAUACCUGCCUGGCUUCUUCUCCUAUGCACAGCACAUUGUGAAAGUUGAUGGAAAGAGAGGACUCUUCCGUGGCCUCUCACCUCGUAUCAUGUCCAGUGCCAUCUCCACUGUGGUCAGGAGCAAGGUUAAACAGCAGGUGGAGCUUCUAUCCAAGAGAGAUGACAAGCAGACUUCACUCAGGAAAGUGGUCCAAGAGACCUCACAUGAGAUGAUCAUCCAGUGUCUGUCCAGAGUAGCCACUCAUCCUUUUCAUGUUAUGUCAGUGCGGUGUAUGGCCCAGUUUGUUGGCAGAGAGGUCAAGUACAGCGGGAUGUUCAGUUGUAUUAUGAAGAUUUUUAAGGAGGAAGGAGUUGCUGGAUUCUAUGUUGGUCUCGUACCCCAUGUGGUGGGAGAGGUUCUCUUCCUGUGGUGUUGUAACCUCCUGGCUCACUUUAUUAACACCUACGCUGUAGAUGAAAGUUUCAGUCAGGCCUCAGCAGUCAGAAGCUACACUAAGUUUGUGAUGGGCAUUGCAGUUAGUGUUCUAACAUAUCCAUUCAUGCUGGUGGCUGAUCUCAUGGCUGUCAACAACUGUGGGCUGGCUGCAGGUCUUCCUCCCCACUCUCCCAUCUUUAGGUCAUGGGUGCACUGCUGGAACCACCUGAGCCACAAGGGCCACCUCUUCAGAGGAUCCAGCUUCUUUUUCCGCCGGGUGCCUGUGACCUCCCUGCCCUCCACGAGGACUGACUUUGCCAGCUAGGGGGUGUUCUUCCUCCUCCCGCUCACAGACAUCGUCCAAAGACACGGCCUUGGUCAGCCUCUGCUGCCGCCAUCCACACAUUGCAGGAGCAGCAGAGAGGCAGUUCACAGAGCGCUGACGAACUUUUCUUUACAGGAGCUUUACUUCAGAUCAGUAGGGGGAGGAUACAGGUGGUCGGAUUCAUUCAGCAGUUCCAAACAGUUCAGAAACUAUGGUCCAGGGUUUUGUUGACUGUGGUGGUCAAACAUUAUGAUGCUCCAACAUGGGCUCAUGGGCACCGCAGUAAUUAAUGCUGUCACACAAACCAAACCAGAGAAAUGCCCUGAUCUCUAUGCAGAAAACAUUUCCAACUGACAGCCAUAACACAUAUUCCUGAGUUUAACACAAUUCACUACAAAUCACAAGUCAGUCCCUCCAGGAUUUCACAGGCUUUUUUGCAAAUGUUGGAGCCUAAAAUGCUGAUUGAUUGAUUUCACUGCAGAUUUUCUAAAAAAACUGCAAUGCACAUUAGGCAAUUUUUCUGCAAUGAGAAAGUAGUUAAAAUUGCACAAAUAGUUGUCUCUAGUGAGAAUAAAAUCGCAUGGUUUUACAUGGUGAAACUCAACUACAAUGAUUGGUCAAAUUUGCAGAAAAGUAGCGGCAACUGGACUGAACUGUAGUCACGCAGAGUUCACGAGGGUCGGUUUAACUGUGUUAAUUGUUGCAAUUGCAACUUCCUGGAGGGACUGAAGUAAAGUUAAAAGGUCCAGUGUGUAACAUUUAGAAGGAUCUAUUGUCAGAAAUGGAAUAUAAUAUUCAUAUCUAUGUUUUCAUUACACAUCUCUUACAUUCUUGAAACAGGAGGGUGAGGCGAGGGGUUUGUAAUCCGCAACUACACUACUAGACUAUGUCACUGUAAUUAGUGGUAAUUACAGGAAAACAAAACAUUGAAUUUUCUUUAAAGGGGAACUUUGCUGAUUUUCAACCAGCUUUGUAUCAUUGCAGUGUGGGUAGUAUAUGCAAGUGAACAAUGUUUAACUUCCUUCAUGUUGCCUGCACGUAGAGUUCCCUGAUCAUUUGUGAUGAAGAUUAUCUUGCUGAACAAAACAGUAUCGUAAGUAUUGUGGGUCAAACUACAAAACUGACAGUGCCUGACAGCACUCUUGCAUUUCAACAUUUUGAAAAGGAAAGUAGUGUUGUAGUGUUUCUACAGUUACAUGGUGUCCCUUUAAACUCUCCUUUCAAAUAUUGACCUUCAGUAGGAAAAAGAAAGCAACCAGCAGCCUCACCCACUGCUCUGAUACACAAAUAUUACAAUAAUAUUAGCAAAGUAAGUCUAAAUCUUUCAUGUAUUUGUAAUACCUAAUCCUCCUCCAAGCCUGUUAUUACCAGUCACCCGUCACCCACCAGUGACUGUCCUCCAUUUACCAGUAAGUGUUAUUUAUAUGAAGCCACUUCAGCUCUGAAGCUGCAUGAAGUUCGGACUGAACAGGACACAUUGUAUCUGAAGGUUUGUCGUUUCUUUGCCAAAACAGUGUCUGUGUUUCUGUUUAUGGAAACAAUCUGUGUGUCCGGUUUUGCUGACUAACAAAAAAUAUAUAUUUUUUAAUUUAAAGAAUGAUUUAAAAAAUGUGAACACAUGGGGGAAAAAAACGAUGUAUAUAGAAUAUAGAAAUGCAUGGAAAAUCGCCAUGGCUACAAUGUAAAGUCUUACAUAUAGGAAAUAUGUACAUGUAGGAGUUAUGUAUAGUAGCAUGUCUUGAAUUUUAAUUUUAUACCCUGAAGUUUUAAGAAUUUUCUUUUUGAUGUUUUAAAAAAAUAUAUAUAUUUUUGUGCUCAAAUGUUUUUUCAUUCCAUCAUACACAACCUGUUACAUUUAAAUCAUUCCCCAGAGGACUGAUUAAAAGCCAUACAUGUGUGUUA
Molecule: messenger RNA, 3379 nt
Organism: Dicentrarchus labrax (European seabass)
Lineage: Eukaryota; Metazoa; Chordata; Actinopteri; Moronidae
Product: mitochondrial carrier homolog 1
Exons: 12
Coding region: 677-1477 (266 amino acids)
Biological process (GO): positive regulation of apoptotic process
Cellular component (GO): mitochondrion; membrane
Source: RefSeq, a predicted model, not a curated record